Molecule: messenger RNA, 967 nt
Organism: Nycticebus coucang (slow loris)
Lineage: Eukaryota; Metazoa; Chordata; Mammalia; Primates; Lorisidae
Product: olfactory receptor 5K3-like
Exons: 1
Coding region: 1-936 (311 amino acids)
Biological process (GO): G protein-coupled receptor signaling pathway; sensory perception of smell
Cellular component (GO): membrane
Molecular function (GO): odorant binding; olfactory receptor activity; G protein-coupled receptor activity
Source: RefSeq, a predicted model, not a curated record
AUGCGCGAGGACAACCGCUCCUCCACAGCUGAGUUCCUCCUCACAGGAUUUGCAGACCACCCAGAGCUGAAGACCCUGCUGUCUGUGGUGUUCUCUGCCAUCUACGUGGUCACCAUGGUGGGGAAUCUUGGUUUGGUGGCGCUGAUUUACACAGAACAUCGUCUUCACACACCAAUGUACAUCUUUCUGGGUAACUUGGCUCUGAUGGAUUCUUGCUGCUCCUGUGCCAUUACCCCCAAGAUGUUACAGAACUUCUUUUCUGAGGACAGAAGGAUUUCUCUCUAUGAAUGUAUGGCCCAAUUUUAUUUUCUCUGCCUUGCUGAAACUACAGACUGCUUUCUUCUGGCGGCAAUGGCCUAUGAUCGCUAUGUGGCCAUAUGCAGCCCACUGCAGUACCACACCAAGAUGUCCAAGAAGCUCUGCAUUCAGAUGACCAUGGGAGCCUACAUCGCUGGAAACCUGCAUCCUAUGAUUGAAGUAGGGUUGCUGCUCAGGUUAACUUUCUGUGGGUCUCAUCAAAUCAAUCACUUUUUCUGUGAUGUUCUUCCCUUAUACAGACUCUCCUGUGUGGACCCUUAUAUCAAUGAAUUAGUGUUACUUGUCUUGGCAGGGUCGAUUCAAGUCUUCACUAUUGCUAUAGUCCUAGUCUCUUACUUCUACAUCCUUUUCACAAUAUUCACAAUGAAAUCCAAAGAAGGAAGAGGCAAAGCCUUAUCUACUUGUGCCUCUCACUUUCUCUCUGUCUCUAUAUUCUAUGGUUCCCUUCUCUUCAUGUAUGCUCAACCAGGUGCAAUUGAUGAAGGGGAUAAAGACAUACCCGUUGCUAUUUUUUAUACCUUAGUAAUUCCUUUAUUAAAUCCUUUUAUUUAUAGUCUAAGAAAUAAGGAAGUAAUCAAUGUUAUGAAAAAAACGUAUGAGAAAGAAAAAGUUUUGUAACAUUUUAGAACAAGUAUCAUCUCCUCUGGCA